GUGGCGUCACGGAACAGGGCGGGGUUAGGGCGGAUGUCGCGCUUGCUGCUGGGAGCCGACUCACACGUGUCUGUGCAGCGCGGCUCGGUGCGACCUCCAUCGCUUGUCCCCGAAUUCCGGCCCCGCCAUGCUGGUGCUGUUUGAGACCGCGGCGGGUUACGCCAUAUUUAAGGUGAGUGAGUGUCAGCGGGCCGGGGAUAGUGGGGGAGGUGAGGAGGAGGCCACGUGGAGAGCCCCUCACUGGCCGCGUGUGGCUACUGGGCCACCUCGGGCACCACGUGCAGACACCGGGCAUCACUCCGCAUGGCUCACUGAGACAGCAUCGGGGGCUUUCACUGAAACUUUAACAGAUACAUUCUCAUUAUUAUAGGCAGAUAUAUAUAUUCUCAUUAUUAUAGGCAGAUAUAUAUAUUCUCAUUAUUAUAGGCAGAUAGUGCUGCUUUAAUCAGGCUCUGACCCUAAAUAUUAUAAUACGAUGCAUGCCUGGACUCAUCACUUUUAUUCAGAUGGGCAUAAAAGAGAGAAAUCGGUGCAUGUAUGUAGAAUUCAUAUGCGGCGGGAGGGCUUACAUAUAGCAGGGCAGUCCUUUUCAUGUACUGCCCAUCAGCCCAAAUUAGGAAUAUAUGUCUGAGAGAGAAUUUAGGAUCUUGGAACUCAGUUCAACAUUGGAGGCCAUAUGUCAUUGGACACUAAAGUUAAUGUUAAUAAUGUUACAGAGUGUCUAUCUAUCCACCUCCCCCUUGCAAUACUGCUCCUCCCCCAACACGACCAUUAAAGGGUACUUCGUGUAUGUGGCGUACCUUCGACUAUUUCCUGGUAUAGGACAAACAAUUUGACUUGUUACCUGGGUCCCACUGCUUCUUUUCUACUCUGAAGCAGAGUUUACAACAUCGACUGGUAGCCGAGGGGUUUAAACGCUGCAUAGCGAAAUUACGAACGUACAGAUUGCAGGCACCAGAUCAAUGUAGUGGUUGUGGUGCUAGGUGUAACCCUGUAAAAACAAAAUAAUAAAAAUAUAUAUACCACAGCGCCAUGAUAAAAUCUUCAUGGUGGUCCGGUCAUUACCACAUGAUCAUGUCCAUGCAGAUUCUUUUCAUAUGGAAACAUUGUGGUAGACCUUUGCUUCCCAUAGAGAAUCGUUGUCUGAUUCUUCUGUAUGAGAAGCAUUACCUUGUUCAGCUGAAGAACACAGAAGACCUUUUGUUUUCAAAUAUCUUAGGCUUAGAUGAACACUUCAAGCACAAUAACCACACCAGAUCACCGGAGUGCCCUGGCGCUGUCACAAAACCCGUGACAAAUCCGUUUUCCUGACACUAUAGUGCCCUGAGGGUGCCCCCACCCUCAAGGUCCCCCUCCUGUGGCGCUGAAGGGGUUAAAUCCCCUCCAGCUGCUUACCUUAAUCGAGCGCAGGCGCUGGUGACUUCUCCGAUGUCACUGCAGCCAAAUGCGCGGCAAGUGCCGCGUGCGCAUUCAAAGUGUCCAUGGGAAAGCAUUUCUCUAUGCUUUCCUAUGGACGCUCUGCGCGAUGGAGGCGAAAUUCGCAUUCAGUGUCCCAGAUGUGCCUCUAGUGGCUGUUUGGAAGACAGCCACUAGAGGCUGGAUUAACCCCAAAUGUAAACAUAGCAGUUUCUCUGAAACUGCUAUGUUUGCAUAUGGAGGGUUAAAACCUGAGGGACCUGGCACCCAGACCCCUUCAUUGAGCUGAAGUGGUCUGGGUGGCUAUAGUGUCCCUUUGAUGCAAAAGUCUGCAUAUAGGUUAAAAUCCAUGCAAGGAGUACAUGAAAUGCAGCAUGUAUGUCUCCCAGCCUGACUGACAGAUUAAAGGGACACUAUAUACACCCAGACCAGUACAUCUCAUCAUCAGUGUGUCAUGUAAGGAAGAAUAUACCUUUUCUAUUCAUAUAUAUACAUAUAUAUAUAUAUAUAUAUAUAUAUAUAUAUAUAUAUAUAUAUUUUACUCCUCGCAGGGACCAGAUAGCCAAUGGGAUACUUGAAUUAGGAAUACAUUUGCUCUGCUAAUUCAUUAGUAUUACUUUAUUGAGAGAUUACAAGUAAAUUCCUCUUCCUUAAUGUAGGUGUGCGGGGAUAAAAAAGGAUAGACUUCUUUAUCAUAAGAAAUUUAGAUGUUUAUGACAUUAUGGUUAGUUUAACCUCAUAAGCAUCAAAUAUUACACUUUGCCAUAGUAACAAUACAAAUCAAUUAGUCUGGCAGUGUUUGUAUUUGUCAGAGAAUAUGCCCCUAGUGGCAGUCUGACUGUAAGCCACUAUAUGAGUUUUUUUAUGAAGGCCAUUUCAGUGCUUCUUUAUGAGAACCAUAGGGCUGGAUACGUGUGCCAAUUUCAGCACAUGUACCGUAGGUCCCUAGUUCGUUUUUGUGUGUGUGUAAAACAUUGAACUCCACUGAAAUCACCACAACAUAUAAUUUUAUUGGAAACUGUCUACUGCACCCAGACACCUUUAUUGAGAUGCAAUGUUAUGCGUGACUUCAGUGGUCCUUUAAAGUGACAUUCUAUGCACCAUAACCACUUUAUCUCCUUGAAGUGGAGUACCAAUGCACUGUUCAAUAACUAAACAUUCAGAUUAUUUAAAUUAACCCUCCAAUCGGCACUUUUAUAAUUUAACUAGGAAACACCCCCAUGCUAUCAGUUAGUCUGGGAGGUUUGCAGCUUCCUUCCAUUGGCUCCCUUGAGCUAAAAUUAAAGGACCACUCUAGGCACCCAGACCACUUCAGCUUGAUGAAUUGGUCUGAGUGCCAGGUCCAGAUAGGGUUAAUCCAUUUUUUAAUAAACAUAGCAGUUUCAGAGAAACUGCUAUGUUUAUUAAUGGGUUAAGCCUUCCCCCAAAGCCUCUAGUGGCUGUCUCAUUGACAGCCACUAGAUGCGCUUGCGUGCUUCUCACUGUGAUUUUCACAAUUAUUAUGAAUGCUUUCCUAUGUGACCGGCUGAAUGCGCGCGCAGCUCUUGCCGCGCGUGCGCAUUCAGCCAACGGAACGGAGGAGGAGAGCUCUCCGUCCAGCGCUGGAAAAAGGUAAGUUUAAACCCCUUUCCAGAGCCGGGUGGGGGCACUAUAGUGCCAGAAAAACGAGUGUUUUCCUGGCACUAUAGUGGUCCUUUAAUGCAUGUAUUUAUUGGGGGCAUAUCAUCUAAACAGUGCUUCCUCCCUCCACUCCCCCUAAUUUGGGCAGGUGAGUGGUCCUUUAACAUUGAACGAGGGUGAGGGUGACUUCAUUUCUGCAGUGAUAACUGUGGCAAUAUAUAAUUACGCUUUAGCCAGGAACUGGGCUGUUCUGGUGUUAAACUGUUCAAAGGUGAACCGCGGGGCAGCCCUAGGAACCAUAACCACUGUAUUAACAUAUACAAUUCCUUCUUCCCAUAGGUCCUAGAUGAGAGUAAAUUGCAAGAAGUUGAUAGUAUAUGGAAGGAAUUUGAAACGCCAGAGAAAGCAAAUAAAAUGUAAGUUUUGAUUUAUUUAUUUUUUUCAUUAUACUUCCCCAAAGCUUUCAGCCUAUGAUUUACCUCUGAAGUUGGAGUAAUACAAAAUGUCUCAUCCCCGUUUGCGCAGUCACAGAAUUUGUCUGUAGUUUUAGCGAAUCCUGUUUGUUGCCAAUGAUGGAUCCAUUGUUGAAUUGAUUACCUAUGAUUACGUUCAAUAUUUUGUCACUACCACUGAGGCAACAAUAAAUGGUACUGUUUACUUGUUUAUUGCAAGUAACAUGUCACUAUGUCAUGCAGUAAACAAAAUGUGUGCAGUUUUUUUCCUUAAGUGAAUAAUCUUGAAUAUGGUUUCAGUAAUGUGGACUCUUGGUGCAUUGGCUUUAAGGGUAUGUUGUUUUUUUGUUUUAAGUGUGUAGCAUUCCACUCUUUCUAUGUAUUUUGAUUUCAGUGGUGGAACAACUGUGCAGAAUGUGACCACGUCAUUGUUUGUUUGCUUUUUCUCUCUCCCCAGAGUGAAAUUAAAACACUUUGAGAAGUUCCAGGACACCACAGAAGCUUUAGCAGGUAAAUACGUCCUAGGUGAAAUCCAUAAAACAUUCAUGGAGAAAAAUGUGAGCUAGAGGCAAAAUGUUCCUUUGUUGUUUAAUGUUAUUUUGGAACAUUAGACUUUUAAUUACCCUCCAUACUAAAUUUGCUGUGCAGCUGUCUUAAUGUGUCAAAUAUUGUAUGUCGCCAAUGAUGGAAAUUUGUUAAGAUGAAAUAAGAUGAUUUUUACAUUAACAUUUCGUCACUACCGCUGAGGCGACUUGUCUGUCUGGCUACUUUACAACAUGUAAUCGAAAUGUUUGUGUUUGCAGUCUGCUAUAGUGAAUGAAUUGUUUACUGUGCUUUUUCUCUCUCUCUCUCUCCAAUCCUGAGAUCAGCAGCUGUUUGUGAAUUGUGGUAUACCAGGGCUGUAGAAUUAACAACAACAAAAAACACUUUUUCUGUCCAAGGGCUAUUUGCUGAAUUCAGAAUUUUUACAAAAUAAUUCUUAAAGGAGAAAUGGAGGCAAAAAUGGCUAACGUGGAAAAAUUCUCUAACUCUGCUAUAGUCACAAUGUGGCUAUUUUCACAUCGGUUUUGCCAUUUGGAUUUAUUUAGCAAACUUUGAGUCCUGGGAAUUACCCUAAAGCAGAACAAAGUUUUACUAGACAACUUACAACCAUUUUUAUUUUCAGCGUCCACCGCAUUGAUUGAAGGGAAGCUGAGCAAGAACUUGAAGAAAGUCCUGAAAAAACUCGCAGCCAAAGAUGCCCACGAGCAACUGGCGAUUGCAGAUGCCAAACUUGGUGGGGUUAUCAAGGUACAAUGUAAUAAAUGUUACCCAGCUAUUUUAACUGCUAGAUGGCGCCAUUUGGAAUCCCAAGGUUUAAGAAACAUUCCAGUCAUGGUCAUUACAUUGUCCAGUACGAUGUCAGAGGAUCAACACUUCUGGCGCUGUAGGAAUGAGAGCUUUGUGUAUUGUCACUUCAGAUAUAAUGUAUGAGAACAACUUUUCAGAAUUAGAAUAUAGUGCAUUAAAAAUCCUUCUUGCAUUCUAUAGGCAGGUGUAUUGAUUGGUGCUGCUGUUGGUGGCAUGCAGGUCUAUGCUGAGGAAUGAGUGAUGGGAGAGCAGGAGGAAACUCCUCUACUUGAUUCUUCUCUCAUUUCAUUGCGGUUUCCCCAGGAAGCAUGCCUGGGACAUAUAGUUCCGGGCAGGUAAGCGGCAAGGCUGCUACAGGGAGCAUGUGGGCAUGCGCUCCUAGCGACAGUCUGUUUUAUUGUAAAGUCCCACUUACUUUGUAGCGUGGACCAAACUGCUGUCCCUUCCCUCUGCCCAGCCUCGGACUCCACUUCAUACCUGAAGCUUUGUGGGAGGGGGGGGGGCGGGCGAAGACAAUAAUGGAAAUGAGUUAGGGGCCCUAAUGGACACCUCACUAAUGAGAUGAGUUUGGUUGGGCGACAUUAAUAGAGGUGUGGGAUAGGGUACAUGCACUAUUGGGGAUUUGGAUGCAGAGACAAGCUGGGGCAAAUCACAUACAUUGUCUGCAGGCAUACUCUCACUUUGGUUGAGGGGACAGAAGGUGAAACAGAUGAGGGUUAUACACUAAACUCUGAAUUGUUACAAAUAAAAUAAACCGAGGCAAAAAACUGACUUGUUGUAUUGAGCCAGUAGAUUGCCAUGGUGGACAUGUAGAUGUGGCUGUUAAUUUAGUCGCUUUUUCCCUUACUUAAAUUGACCAAAUAGACCUAUUUUCUCAGUUUUGGCAAGUAUAAGUGAGUUCCUGUUGAGGGCUAUUCCCCAAUAAUGAGGCAUAAGUCUCCGGGUACUGUGCCUUAGAGUUAUUGUUUUCCUUUAUCUAAUUAUUUCAGUGGUAAGGCUAAUAGCUCAUAAAUCAAUUAGAUAUAUCAUUUGUCAGUUAUAUAAUCUGUUGCUUUUGAAGCUAUUUAAGAUAGACCUUUCAUGACAAGCUCACAUUGAUGCAAGUGAUUUGAUGUUUUGGUUUUAGCAGAGCUGGCUAUAGUCUUAGAUGGUCUGGGUACACAUUGCAUUUCUUUGCACACUUUACUGUUGUACUUAUUGGGAUAGAUUUGUCAUUUCAUAGUUUUCUCUAACAUAGGAUCUUGCGUACUGUUCUUUUUAUUAAAAUGACUGCAGCUGUAAAAUGUUAUGUAACUAUAGUGAACUGGAUGUUUUUUUCUUUGUCGUUCUUAUAGGAAAAGGCCAACCUCAGCUGUGUUCACAGCGCCAUGGUCACCGAACUGAUGAGAGGCAUCCGUAAUCAGAUAGAUGGACUGAUCUCAGGACUUUCGUCUCGUGAGAUGGCUGCCAUGUCACUGGGUUUGGCUCACAGGUGAGUAAUACCUUAUUUGUUCUUUAGAGCAGUGUUUGUCCCGUGGUAUAGCUUUUAAAUUAGCUCACUUGGUUUAGACUUUUAGGACUCCUAUGGCAUAAGCUGCAUUGUAAUCAGGAAUUUUGUGUUAUCCUUUUUUGAGUACCACAGUCACACGGGAUACUUGGCAUUGUGCUGAACUCCAUCAUGGAGUGUAUAACCUGCAUCAUAUAAUUGAGAGUAUCUCAGAAUAAAGGGCAUAGUAAAAUCCGUUUACUUGGGAUUUUUGAACCCUGCUUAGCGUUGGGAUUUUUUGAUUGAUUUUGCUGCCGUUUAUGGAUGUUAGUAAACAUUAAUUCAUUCGACAUUACAUCAAUGCAGCUGACAUACCAUAACUUCUUACUUGAAUUUGCCCGUGAAAUACAUUUAAGGUCACAGGGAUUUAAGUGGUUCGUGCUUACUGGACCUUCUUUAAGGUUAGAUUUAGAUCUAAACUUUUGAUUGUAUAACUGAAUUGUACCUGAUAGUGUAAAUUUGCUGUGUGCCAAACCCAAUAAAUGUGAUAUAUUCUUUAUUUCAGUCUGUCUCGAUACAAGCUGAAGUUCAGUCCUGAUAAAGUGGACACAAUGAUAGUUCAAGCGAUAUGUAAGUAUAAGAGAUUAUUUUUUUCUUUGUGUGAGUGAGAUCAGGGGCAUAGUUACCAAUUUUUAAUCUACCAAAGCAUUGUAAUAAAACACUGCAGGGCAGGCUACAUUUUAAUUCUCAUUGAAGUUGAACUAGCCUGUCUGCAAUCAAUCAAUCGUUGAUGAGUUAAUCCUUGGAUAUAUCGUGUAGAUGCCUUGUCCUGUUUCUAACUGCCUAUCUGUCAAACGCCAUCCUACUUGCAGGAUAUUGCCAAUCUAUAGUGUCACUCCAACCUGAAAAUCCAAUAAUGGGUCCAAUUCCUGAUAUAAAUGUUAGUUAUAGGUUGAAAAUAUUUUCAUGUUGGUGUUUUUGCAGAAAACUUGUCAAAAUACAAUCGGCAUCUGUAGUUUUUAUACAUAUUGAAUUUUUAUUUAUUUUUUUACUUCAAGCUCUUUUGGAUGAUCUGGAUAAGGAGCUGAACAACUACGUGAUGCGCUGCAGAGAGUGGUACGGAUGGCAUUUUCCUGAACUGGGCAAGAUCAUCACAGAUAACUUGGCCUUUUGCAAGUGUGUUCGUGCAGUUGGUAAGUUAUUGUCCUCCUUAAUAUUUGUUCAGCAUAUAAAAUUAGAAUUUGACACAUUCUGAUUCUGUACAUUUGCUCUGUUAUGAGUUUUCAAAUUCCUUUUUGUUCCUUCAUCAGAGUCUCACCAGAAGGCACAAAUUUCUUAAAAACAUCUCACUAAUCCUGCAAAACUGAAAUCUGUUAAUGUGUGCGUUUUGAAUGCUACACAUAGAACCAUCGUUAACUAACCUGUAACACUUCCAAAAAUUAGCAUUUUUCUGACCAUAAAGUUUUUCCUGGACAUUAAAUAAAUUACUUUUUAGUAGAUCCCCAAUGAAUACAUACAUGAGCUUUUUGUGCAUGCAUUCAUUGGUGGGUACACGUUAAAAGGGCUUGCAGUGGCUGCAGUUUUUUGAGCCCCCCCCCCCCAGAAGAAACUAUAGGUCAUUGAGAAGCCUCUAAAUUUGUGCCCUGCAAACCUCUUCGGUUCUUUGACGGCCAGGGAGUGUUCUGUGGUUUUAAUUAUAAGUGCCAAUUUAUCAUUGAAAUUUGCACUUUUCUGAACUAGGUUUAAGAUAAGAUACUCUUCACCCAUAAAGCACUUCCCCAUAAUCUUUGUCCUUAUGGGAGAGUGUCACAACUAAGCAUUACACAGGCUGAGUGGUAUAUUGAUGACCAUCUUUGGUUGUGUUCUGCAGCUGUUGGUCGCUUAUGUGAUGUUUAUAGCUCUUCUAGUGGCGGACUCCAAAUCUGGUCAGUGAUGAUGAUUUAUAUGUAAUUGCCUGAUACAUCCAUGAGGGCAAUUCUAGUCACUACCUCAUCUGAGACCUGUUUGAAAGUUUGCAUACAUUCUUUUGCUUUAUACUAUUCUUCAAGAUCUCUUGAUAUUUUGUUUUAACUGCAUUUAAUAGGGCUCACAAUAGCAGUCUCUUAACUUGUAAGAUUUAGCCCUUUUCUUGUAUGUGCUAGAGAUCAAGACUCUUCACUUUUUGUGUGCAACCUGGAGCGUAUUCUUGCUUGAAAUAAAUCAGUUAAUUCUUUCUUGCACGUCAGUGGCUACUACACAGGUUAACAUGUAACAUGUAUUGAAAAGCUCAACAACAACUCUUAAAACUACUUCUCCCGUGCUUUUUUAGGGGACAGAGUUAACUUUUCCAGUUUCGACUUGAGUGAUUUUCUCCCAGAAGAGGUGGAAGCAGAGGUGAAGGCAGCUGCAGAGAUCUCCAUGGGAACAGAAGUGUCAGAAGAAGACAUAACCAACAUCUUGCACUUGUGUGACCAGGUAAGUCGAUGGGCGGCAAGGUGUAUACACUUUUUAGUGCAUUGGGAGCAAUAUAUACAACAAUUUUAUAAUUCUACAGAAUUCAACUGUUAUGGUUGCCGGUCAAAUGUGAACUCCUUCUUUGCUGGACAUUAAAUGGACACUCCAGUCCCUUAAAGUACUUCAGCUUGUUGAGAUGCUUUAUGGAUUAAUUGCAUGUCCCUGCCAACAAAGUGUUUCAAAUACUUUACUUUCAAUUACAGUAGACCUGGCGCAUGUUUGUGGGGGGGUUACUCUGUGAAGGGGUUACGACUGUCAGAAUGUUUUGUUUUGUUCCAUGUAUUAUGUCUAGUUGUGUUUCUUCGAGAGUAAACUUCUUCACUGACUGAAAUUAAAAGUGGAGUUGUUGUCAUUCUGUUAAAGGCAACAAAGCAUCUAGCAUGGAUUUUAUAUAAUAAGCCUUUAAGUCGGCCUGGCCGCUUACAUUGUUCCAAAUAUUCCCUUGUAGGUGAUUGAGAUCACAGAGUACAGGUCGCAGCUGUAUGACUAUCUGAAGAACAGAAUGAUGGCCAUUGCACCCAACCUCACACUGCUAGUAGGAGAACUAGUUGGCGCCAGGCUCAUUUCCCACGCUGGUAAGGCUCCGGCCACCCAAAGCUUUCUGUAAAUGGAUAAAACGAAGGCCUCUGUUUACUUGCAGCUUCUGAUGUAGUCUGUUUAUUAUGUAAUCAAUGAUGAUGAUUCUGUAUAAUUGCCUGAUAAUAUAUGAGGGCAAUUCUAGUCACUACCUCAUCUGAGAUAACAUUAACUUAACGUCAUGUUGUCAAUGUAUUCCGGCAAUGUUAUUGACACUUUUUAUUUUUGUUUCUACCAGGCUCACUGUUGAAUUUGGCUAAGCAUCCUGCGUCAACUGUGCAGAUCUUGGGUGCAGAAAAAGCGCUAUUCAGAGCUCUGAAGACUAAACGAGACACUCCGAAAUAUGGUCUAAUCUAUCAUGCUUCGCUGGUUGGCCAGACUACCCCUAAAAACAAGGGCAAGGUGUGUGUACUGUCUGUGUAAUCCCCACAGUCGGUGUGUAAUUUACCUGAACGGGAUGCAAUCUCUAAUCUCUGUGGUCUCUUUCUUUCUGUUAAACAGAGAAAGGGAAACACAUGUCCCACAGUUCUUGAUGCUUCUUAACAGGAGAUUCUUCUUUAUCUGUUUCUUAUUAAUAUAAUUAAUGCUUUCUUUUGGGUGCCGGGUCUCUAGUAGGUAAAGAAUGGGGAAUAAAACUCCAGUAAGACCUAGCAUUUUGAUAUGGACUUCGUAAACACCUGCUUAUAAUUGUAUAACACAAGCAUGUCAUUGGUGUUUACGUUGUUAAUUGUCUAGCAAUUGUUCCCCCUUUUUUUUUUUUUUUUUCAAUUUAUGACCACUUUUUUGUUUAAUAUAAAACUCCUUUAAUAUUUAGGCACUGUUCAAUUAAAAAAAAAUUCUAGAAGAAAACUAAAUGCAAAUCAUUCUGGCGUCCUCUUCAGUCCUGCUACGCUGUUGAUUGUUUGAUUCUCAAUGCUUCACCUUGUUUUCCCCAUAGAUUUCCCGUAUGUUGGCUGCCAAGGCAGCUCUUGCCAUUCGAUACGACGCUCUUGGAGAGGACACAAAUGUAGAUUUGGGUGUAGAGACCAGAGCGAAGCUAGAAUUGCGUCUCCGACAACUGGAAGAAAGAGGAGUAAGUACAUCUAGCAGCUUCAGACCUUUUAUGUAAGCUACUGGUCAAUGAAGAGAACUUGAUUUGAUUGCCUGAUAACUCCAUGAGGGCAAUUUCAGUCACUACCUCGUCUGAGGCCAAAAUAAUUGAUAUUUGUCAAUGCAACGUUGGAUGGCACACUUCUUGAUUAACAUUUUUUUCAUUUCUCAGCUCAAACGAAUCAGUGGCACCGGAAAAGCACUUGCCAGAGCGGACAAGUACCAGCAUAAGAGGUAGUCAUUUGUGUUCCAUGUUGUUCUGUAUGUACUCUUCUAUGUUGUGUUUUCUGUGUAUCUAGUGAUAUACUUUUAAAUUAUGGCUGGCUUCAAUAUCCACCUUUUUAUUAAUAUUCAACUAUUUAAUGUAUCUGACACAUGCUACUUUUAAGGCAGUUGUUUACUUUUUGUUUUGUUCCCCUCCUUUCAAAUCCUAGUUUGUGCUGAAUGCCCCAGGGGGGUAGAUCAUGCCUUAACCUAGUUUUGUUUCUCUCUUUGCAGUGAAGUUAGAACCUAUGAUCCAUCUGGUGACUCUACAUUGCCCUCUGUCCCAAAGAAACGCAAGUUUGAAGAGGUGGAGCAGGAGCAAGAGCCACCAACUGAGAUCAAAGUAAAAAAGGCGAAAAAGCCCAAAGUGGAAGUAGUGGAAGAAGUUGAAGGUUUGUAUUUUGUUUUCUGUAUGGUUAACGAUAGGUCUGAAGACACUACUUAUGGUCAUUUUGUCACUAUUUUAUUAGAUCAGAGGUGUCGUGGUUUAGAUUCUCCAGGUAGUAUUGAGUUUGAAUACACCUGACCUGUAUAUAGUCUCUGUCUCCCCUGGACCACUGAGCUGCUCUCCUAUCACUGUUAGAUUCUAGCAUACAUUAAAGCAAAACUGUAGUUUCUCUGCAAAUGACCGUUCCAAUUCAUUCACUUCAUAAACAUAGUUGAGCAGUGAGUUAGGCUCAAAUCUGUGUUCAGAUAAUUGCCAUUGCCCUGUGAUGUUCCAGUUGUGCUUUGGCAUUUAAAUUCUGUAGGAUUUUCAAUGAAGUGGUCUGGGUGCAGAGCUCCUGUCAUUUUAACCUUGCAAUGUAAAACAUUGCAGUUUUUUUAGAAACUGCAAUGUUUCUGAUUCCUACUAGAGGCCUUCCUUUGUAAUGACCAAGUAAAACGCUUUCUAGGGAAGCAUUGAAUUUAAUGAGAAGCAUUGGAUGCAUUCACAACACUCACCAUGCAUGUACAUCAGGUCCCCAAAAUGCUACAUAAUAAAAUUAGGCAUACAAUGUACAAAAAAAAAUGGAUGAAACAUUUUGUCAGAUUAAAAAGAAAAGUUAAAUGGCCUAUCUUAAAUCUAUUUUUAAACUAGCUGUAAUUUUGUGCAAAAACAAUCUGACUUGUGCAUUCUACUUUACAUAGAUUUUCUGUUUACCUUUAGUACAAUAUGCCAUAUUGAGGUUCACAAUGUCUGCUUUAGAAGCACUAGACAGUGUUUUGGGAGCUUUUAUUUUUAUUUUUUUUAUUCAUUCAUCAUCUCACCUGUUUACAGAAGAACCAGUGGAAGAGGCACCAAAGAAGAAGAAGAAGAAAAAGAAGAUUAAGACGGAGGAGGAGGAAGAAGCUGUAGUGGAGGUGAUGGAAGAAGCUGAAGAGCCUACAACCAGCACAGCUGCAGAGGUAAUAUGAGUCUACAAUGUGAAUGAUGUCUUUACAUUCUAUAUGACAGUGUGUUCAGGACAGAAAACCUACCUAAUAAGAUACUUGAAAGCAACACUCCAAACGCCUAAAACACUCCAGCCUGCACUAAUUUAAGAUCUCUAUUUUAGAAAUGUGGCUGACCAUUAUCUUAGGAGUUUUGCCCUUAAAGUGUACCCGUCAUUAUAUAAAAUAUAUUGGGUACAGGAGGGGACCACAAUAAUCCAUCUGUACAUUGUGCUAGCAGACUCUCUUGUGAAUUUAUACAUUUUCUUUAAAAAAAAAAAAAAAAAAACCUAAACAUUCCUGUUACUCUGUGCUUAGCAAUUGGUCUAUACGGGCAGUCAAAUAUAUCAUAUAUGCAGUGCUUUAGGAGCUGUAGUCCAUUAACUUUUUUGAAAAGCACUUACACAGUGGUUCUCUGGCUAAGAUUAUUCAAUAUAUUUUCGCUGAUUGACAAGCUUCAAAAAAUAAGUCUCUGGGUAAAACUAAAAAAAUAUGUAAGUAAAGUAUACUAUUUCCAUCUGAAACCUAUGAGGGGCAGUUGUAUAGUUUUAACAAUAUAGAAGUUUGUUUUUGUGGUCGAACCAGGUUUCCCAUAAACUCUUUCUAGGCAGCAGAUUGUGAGAUAAAAUCGGACCUACAUACAGAGUUGAAAGGCUUAAGAAUUAGUGGAGUCUCUUCCUGCUUUGAGCAAAGUUCGGCGCUGCUAUUUGCAUGUGGAAUUUUUGCAUUAACUAUAUAUUCCAUUAAUAAACUGAGGUCCCAUUCAGUCAGCCUAAAAUGUUCCUUUAAAAGCUGUUUGGUGAUAAUGUUAUACUAAUAAACCCUUUUGUUUCCCAUCAAUAGACUCCCAAAAAGAAAAAGAAGAAGAAGAAGAUUAAACAGGAGGAAGAGGAUUAGAGGAUGAAAUGGCGAUUAUGAACUGUUUAAAAAGACUCAAAUCUUGUUUGUUUUUUAAAAUCCACGUGUAGAAAUACCACUGGGUCAUGAGUGGUGGCCCUAUUUAGGUUCCUUGAAAAUGCGGCUUAUAAUCCAACAUCCCUGGACCAGAAUUUCACAAUUUGCUACUUAAGUGGCCAAUCUUAUAGCUGUUUUGAUUUCUCUUUGAGAAAUGUUUUGAUUCGCUGUGUUUCUACACCAAAAGUGGACAAAGAAACUAAAUUUCUAAACCUAUUUUUAUUUCCCUUAAUCAAGGUUUAAUCUUUAAUUUGUGUAUAGACAUUUGUAAACUGUUUUUUUUUUGUUUUUUCAAAAUGUACAAAUAUAUACUUUUGUUAAAGUAACAGAUGAGUAUGCUGAUCUUACUUUAUGCUGAAACAUAAUUUUAUUAACCCUUAAGGAAGUACCGUUUUGUACUGUACAAUAUAACUCUUUCUAUGUAUUUUUCAGCUGUACCUUUCAUUUUGUACAAACACAAGAUCUUAUUUGUCAAAGAUUUUUUUUUUUUCUUCAAAGAAGGAGGAUCCUCUAAAUUCAAAAUAGUUCGAUCAAAUAUGGACUAAUUUAGAUUUAGCUUUGUGUGUUAAAACCUCAAUGUUCAAGUUCUGAGAGGGAAAAACACUCAAUGUUAUAUUUUUAUAUAAUUGAUUUAUUGGGUUAUCUUGCAAAAUACAAGUUUAUGGAGCACUACAGUCAACAGUGUAUGAAGUAAUUCAAAAAGCUUUAUUGAUACUCACAGGUCAGGAGUUUGGAAUUGCAUCACUGGGGAAGCCAAAACCUAGACUUGCUUUUGGCUCUUCCUGUGAUGCCAUGCCAAAUGCCUGAUCUGUGAUUAUCAAUAAAGCUUUUUGUAAUCAAUGUAUCCUAUUGAGUUCUUGUAACUGGACAUGUGUAUUUUGCAGCGUUUUCGCUCCUCCUGCACAGCGACCAUGCUUGAUAUUUGGGCAAGCAAUUACGAUUCUUACAUUAAUGCCAAAUUCUAAGUCCAAGGAUUGUUUUACUUAUCUGGUUAUUUAUUCACAAAGGGACACUAUGAAAUUAUUCUUGCUGACCUUUAAUUUUUUUUUUUACACAUUCUUUGUUUUGAUGUGCAGUGGAAUAAACACAAGUUAGCAAUGACUUGUGAUACAAUUAAAGGCACACUGUCGGCCUCCAGACCACUUACGCUCGUUGAAGUGGUCUGGGUGCAGUGUCCUAGAUUUUAAUAAACUGCAAUAAUUACCUGCUAUGGUUAACUCCACCUCUACAAGACAGACACUAGAGGGACUUCUGGGUCUUUAGGCGAUUAUUUUCUUUUCUUUUUUU
Pelobates cultripes (western spadefoot toad) is the source of this 14376-nucleotide messenger RNA. The record is from the annotation of a GenBank genome assembly. NCBI's taxonomy places the organism in Eukaryota, Metazoa, Chordata, Amphibia, Anura, Pelobatidae.